AUGGACAAAUUGCCAACCAUCAGUGACUCGUACAUGGGACAGAUGUCCAGAUUUUGCUAUCGAGACCUUUUUGCCACUUUUCAUUUGUGCCCAGAGGACCUCGGUCAAUUCAGUGGCCCCGAAGAGUUGGCUCUACUUCCAUUAACAGCAGAUCCUCCAACUCCUGAUAAUUUCUAUAGCAAUCCUUGUAGGUUCCCAUUUCAAGUCCCAUGUGGAAAUUUUGGCAGGUGUGACUACUCUUGCAGCCCAGCAUUCAUCCAAAAAAGAAAUGAAAGGGAAAGGCAGAGAGUUAAAUGUGUCAACGAAGGCUAUGCCAAACUUAGGCACCAUUUACCACCAGAAUACUUAGACAAACGGCUCAGCAAAGUUGAAACACUUAGAGCUGCAAUUAAAUACAUCAAGUUUCUUCAGUCUCUACUUUGUGAUGAUUCAGAGGAAGAUUGCAGAGGAGUUCACCAUUCCCCCCUCAAGAAGUACUCAAAAUGA
Messenger RNA from Crotalus tigris (Tiger rattlesnake), 486 nucleotides. RefSeq names its product achaete-scute family bHLH transcription factor 3 (gene ASCL3). The record is from RefSeq and is a predicted model, not a curated record. The coding region runs from base 1 to 486 and encodes 161 amino acids. Gene Ontology annotation, molecular function: protein dimerization activity; DNA-binding transcription factor activity, RNA polymerase II-specific; RNA polymerase II transcription regulatory region sequence-specific DNA binding. NCBI's taxonomy places the organism in Eukaryota, Metazoa, Chordata, Lepidosauria, Squamata, Viperidae. The transcript has a single exon. Gene Ontology annotation, biological process: regulation of transcription by RNA polymerase II; developmental process.